GAUAAUUUAUGGCGCUGAUACUUCCUAUCUCAUACGCCGCCCUUGGACAACGAGGGAAAUACACAAGGCUACAUGUACCCUUGCAGCGUGAUAACUGGAGCUGCAUUACUACGGGCAGCCGAAGUCUUUAUAAGAGUUGCUGUUCUACGGUCGACAAAAAGAGAGUGGACACGUGACUGAUGGAGAAGCAGGCAGUAGACUGUGCCAGGAAGGCCUUCCUUUCAGGCAGGUCACGACCCCUGCAGUUCAGGCUUCAGCAGCUCCACGCCCUGCAUAGGCUCAUCACAGAGAAGGAAGCAGAGAUUGCAUCAGCUCUCAAACAGGAUAUCAAUCGAAGCCAGUUUGACACUCCACUGUUCGAACUAAUUGGGCUGGAAAAUGACAUCAACUUGGCUGAGAGCAGUCUGGCAGACUGGGCUGCUCCACGUUCCGCAAAGAAGAACCUUCUCACGUUGUCGGACCAGGUGUACACGCAAGCGGAGCCACUGGGUGUGGUGCUUAUCAUCGGAGCCUGGAACUACCCCUGGGCCCUCACGCUACAGCCUCUCAUUGGAGCCAUUGCUGCCGGAAAUGCGGCGGUUGUGAAGCCCUCAGAGUUGAGCAAGCACUCUGCCAGUCUCCUCAAAGAAUUGCUCCCUCAGUAUUUGGACCAGGAAUUGUACCCAGUGGUGACGGGGGGCGUCCCUGAGACCCAGGAGCUGCUGCGGCAGCGCUUUGACCACGUCUUCUACACGGGGAACAGCACUGUGGGGAAACUGGUGAUGGAGGCGGCUGCUCGCCACCUCACCCCCGUCACUCUGGAGCUGGGAGGGAAGAGCCCUUGUUACAUCGACAAAGACUGCGACCUAUCCGUAGCAUGCCGUCGCAUCACUUGGGGAAAGUUUGCUAAUUGUGGUCAGACCUGCAUUGCACCUGACUACAUCCUGUGUGAGCCUGGCAUCCAAGAUCGAGUUGUUGAAGAGAUUCAGCGGACAUUACUGGAGUUCUAUGGUGAAGACCCUAAAAGCUCACCGGACUAUGGCCGCAUCAUCAACCAGCACCAUUUUGAUCGUGUCAUUGCUCUCCUGGAAGGCAGCACUGUUACUGUCGGGGGGAAGAACAAUAGAGAAGAAUGCUACAUAGCCCCCACAGUUUUGCGGGACGUGUCACCCCAUGCCAGGCUCAUGCAAGAAGAGAUCUUUGGACCUGUCCUGCCCAUCGUCCCCAUCAGUGGUGUGGACGAGGCCAUUCGCUUCAUCAAUGACAGGGAGAAGCCCUUGGCUCUUUAUGUCUUCUCACAAGAUAAGAAGGUGAUAAAGAGAAUGCUAUCAGAGACCUCCAGCGGUGGAGUGACCGUCAAUGAUGUCAUUAUGCACUACACAAUCAACUCUCUUCCUUUUGGUGGUGUCGGAAACAGUGGGAUGGGUGUCUAUCACGGCAAGCACACCUUUGACCGUCUAAGUCACCACAGAGCAUGCCUCAUCAAGUCACUGGCCAUGGAGAGCAUGAACCAGGUCCGCUACCCACCCCAGAAUGCAGCUCAGUUGAAGAGGGCCAAGUUCUUCAUGCUAACUCGCCUCUGCAGCUGUGCUCGGUUCACUUGCGUUUGGGCCGUCCUGGCCACCAUGGUGGCUCUUGGCCUGCUAGUUGCACUAUUGGUGGUGCUGUUAAAGGACACUCCAGUGUGAUGGCUGCUAAUUCAAAUUCUCUGAAACAAUGAAAUGGUUACUUAAAAUACAUAUUUUUAUAAUAGCUUUGUUUUACUCAUUAAGGUAAUAAAGACUUAAUUCACUACUAGGUAUUUGCACUUUUGUACAAUAAUACUAAUGAUUACAAUAAAUACUGCCAUUUACUAAAAAGUAUUUUCCUGUGUGGACCAAUUCUACCUAUUUUUUUUCACACUGUGUAUCACAAUGUAGAACGCACUUUCAAGGAAAUGUGUUUCUCUCUUUCGUGUCUUCAUUUUUCUUGACGUAAAGGAGCAGUCCACAAUUAUAAUCCAAUACACUUUUGGACAAAUUCAGUGAAUUGCUCCACACGGCCCUCCAGCUGUCCCUUCAGUGUGUGCAUUAAAAAAACUCUGUUCUGGCUAUGUAAAUGCCAAACAAACAAAGUGUCUCGAACCAAGCUGUGCACUAUUCCAGCCAAUCAGCACGUUGCUUCAGGAACACAGCAGGUCAUUUAAUUAGUAUCACCAGAAUCACAGAUCAUACCUUUAAUACAUUAUACAUCUCUUUCUAAUUGUAUCUUGCCCCAAAUGCAUGAUUGUCAUAUCUGUAAAAGAAAACAGUCUUUACCUUUCUUAUGAUGUAAUUUCCCAUCUGUUUUAUUGCCAUCUGGUGUAAAAUGCCCAGAUUGAGAAGUGCGUUUUGGUAUUUCUAAUUUGAGGGGGGAAGUGUUUGAUCCUGUCUGACACUAGGUGGCGUCAUGUAGCCAUGCAAACUCCAUGCGUUGCUGGUUUAUGUCAAGUGUCGCAUCCUUUUGGCCUGGUUUUGAUCAAAGUGACUGAAAACAAGUAUCUAGCCUCUAGGAACUAUUGUCGCUUUCUAGGUGAUUUUAAUAAUAAUGCCGAAGUUGUGCUAACUAAGAAUGUAAUACUUAAAAAUGUAAGAACAUUUCAGUUUUGGAUUGAGACAAAUGUAUUGGUGUUAUGUAGUAUGCUAACUGUGAAUGUUUUUGUGGUGAGAUUAUUCAGUUGACAUGCCAUGUGUUUUUUAUGAGUCACAUAAUUCUGCAAUGGAGUCAGCAUUACUGCACAAAGAAUGUCAUGUCAGUAGCUUAAUAAAAAUAAAAUAAUUACUAAAAAAA
Messenger RNA from Clupea harengus (Atlantic herring), 2787 nucleotides. RefSeq names its product aldehyde dehydrogenase family 3 member A2-like. Gene Ontology annotation, molecular function: 3-chloroallyl aldehyde dehydrogenase activity; aldehyde dehydrogenase (NAD+) activity. Lineage: Eukaryota; Metazoa; Chordata; Actinopteri; Clupeiformes; Clupeidae. Gene Ontology annotation, cellular component: cytoplasm. Gene Ontology annotation, biological process: aldehyde metabolic process. The record is from RefSeq and is a predicted model, not a curated record.